AUGAAAGGGAAGGAUCCUGAAAAAUUGAUCUGGCACACUCCUGAGGGCAUUGAUAUCAAACCGCUCUACCUCAAGGAAGAUCGAAAAUGUGACGAACACCGGAAAAGCGAGCUUCCUGGUAAAUAUCCUUUCACUCGUGGUCCUUACCCGACGAUGUACACCCAUCGACCUUGGACGAUUCGUCAGUAUGCCGGGUUCUCGACCGUCGAGGAGUCAAAUGCCUUUUAUAAGGAGAACAUCAAAGCUGGCCAACAAGGACUGUCGGUUGCCUUUGACUUAGCGACACAUAGAGGCUACGAUUCCGACAACCCACGUGUGUAUGGUGACGUUGGAAUGGCCGGUGUAGCUGUGGACUCCGUGGAAGACAUGAAAAGGCUGUUCGAAGACAUCCCACUCGAUAAGAUGAGCGUGUCCAUGACCAUGAAUGGAGCAGUGAUCCCAGUUUUGGCUAUGUAUGUCGUUGCUGCGGAGGAAUCGGUGCUGGACAAGCUCGAAGCGGGACCACAAAAGCAGGCCGCUAAGUCAUAA
This is a messenger RNA of Cooperia oncophora, 528 nucleotides long. The record is from the annotation of a GenBank genome assembly. NCBI's taxonomy places the organism in Eukaryota, Metazoa, Nematoda, Chromadorea, Rhabditida, Trichostrongylidae.